Cladophialophora psammophila CBS 110553 is the source of this 1641-nucleotide messenger RNA. RefSeq lists its product as uncharacterized. The record is from RefSeq and is a predicted model, not a curated record. Bases 1 to 1641 code for a protein of 546 amino acids. NCBI's taxonomy places the organism in Eukaryota, Fungi, Ascomycota, Eurotiomycetes, Chaetothyriales, Herpotrichiellaceae. Gene Ontology annotation, cellular component: nucleus. Gene Ontology annotation, molecular function: transcription cis-regulatory region binding; DNA-binding transcription factor activity, RNA polymerase II-specific; zinc ion binding. The transcript has a single exon. Gene Ontology annotation, biological process: DNA-templated transcription; regulation of DNA-templated transcription.
AUGAAAGCCAAAGCGUGCACUCGCUGUCGCCAAUGGAAAGUCGGCUGCGACGCCAAUAUCUCUGGCCCUGAAGGCUGCACUCGCUGCCAGGAACAUGACCUCCCCUGCGUAUUUGACAGCACUUUUCAGCGCACUCCCAAGAGGAGGAAGCUGGCCGAAAUGCAAGUUGAACUGGCCGAGCUGAGAAAGUUGGCGGGCUCUCGAGUCGCCUCCUCCGCCGAAAGGGAGACGGGGAACACGUCCCCCCAAGCCCCUACCUCCACCUCCCUAAUACCGCAAUCUAUACCCAGCUUAACUGUUUGGCCCGCUACUACCGGGCCGGAACCUGCUACUAUUCUCACAUCCGUGCCGGACUUGCAAGGCUUGUGCAUCGCUGACAAAUAUAUCGGCGAUAUCCAUCUCGCCGCCUCGCAUGUCAAUGAACUCUUCCGCAUCUACUUUGCACGAUGCCAUCCAUACCUCCCAUUCAGCAUGAGUCGGUCCAUCGAGACCACAUAUGAGAGAUGUCCGACGCUGUUCUGGGUCAUCUGCGCUGUGGCUUCCCCCGAUACCGCGCGGUCACAGUUCGAGGGUCCUAUUCGUGGCCUGAUAUCCGAUGUCCUCGACCCUGCCAAGGGCAGCACCGUUGAGAUGGUACAGGCUAUCUUGAUCCUGUGCAUGUGGCCCUUCCCUUUUGCCAACCAGAGGACGGAUUCAUCCUUCAUUUACAGCGGAAUAGCAACCCAGAUUAGUCUCAGUAUUGGCCUACAUCGGCCAGCAAGCGACGCUGAUUUCGGCAAUGAGACCAAUGAGCGUUAUGUCGACGAAGAAAUCAGGAGAACAACAUGGCUAGCCUCCUUCAUCGUCGCCCAGAUCCAAGCGAGCAGGCGCGGUGUCCCAGCAACGGUUGUGGCGGACUACUCACUAUUGUCUUCCUGCGAUAAUCCCGGAGUUCCAAGGGAGCUCUCUCAUCUGUGCUAUAUCUCCCACCUCACGAUUGAUUCUACUCAUGCGCUUGGAGCCCGUGGCUCCAAUACCGCAGGCUUGGUUGAGCCCUCGGCACGGAUCAGCCUGAUCAAUGUCUUUGGUAAACAAUUUGACGAUCUCCGACGACAGCGUUUCCCAAAGCCCACAGACGUCGUCGAGAUAUUCUUUUUGAGCUCGAGGCUUCAGCUCUGGUCCUUUGCGUUGCACAAUGACGUCCCUAUAUCUGCUAAUACUGUUCAGAUUAUCUACCAGGCAAGAGAAGACGCCGUCCGACUCAUCCAGAUUGCAUGCGAGAAGAAUCUGUCCCUGGUGCCGUUCUACACCCGUCGAUCCGUCUGCUAUGCUGCUCUGCUUCUCUGCCGGAUCAAGCUCGGCCCCUACGGCUGGCAAGACGAUAUGAUUGACCACCACGUCGAAAGGGCACAGCAGGCUCUGAGUGCAUCCGAGGGUGUCAAAUUUGGUCAGUUUCUCGCCGCCGUAACGUCACCGGAUAAUAGAGACGUGUUUAUUCGUACCAGUGGCGACAAACGGUCGCCACAUCGUUCGCGAAUGGGGGCAUUUCUGGUGUUCGAUUUUCAACGCGUCUACGCGGAUCUCAGGCUCCAACAGGCCAACGUCCCUUUCCCUUCGGAGUUUCUGGAUCUCGAUAAUCUUCCUUGGACAGAGUUUGAGUGA